AUGCCUUUUGAGCUGGGCUCUAUCUCGAGCCAGAAGUAUCCUUCCAGGGAGCACGCCCGAAAGGUGUACAGUCAUUUCAAAAGUAUCAAAAUAAAUAACCCAGUCGGUUUCUUUUUGAGUGGGGAAAACCUUGACUAUUAUGACUACUGCGACCAAACCAAACCUUUUCGUCAAAACCGGUAUUUCUACUACUUAAGUGGCUGUGAAAUACCAGGAUCCCAUGUCUUGUACCUUGCAGAUGCUGAUGAAUUGACGCUAUUCCUUCCUGAUGUCAAUGCAGAAGAUAUUAUGUGGAGUGGACCCCCUCUUCUGCGGGAAGAAGCUUUGGAAAAGUACGAUGUGGAUAAUGUCCAAUAUUCUCAAAAUUUGAAGAAAGAGCUUGCAAGCUUAAAACAGAAAGAAGUUGCUGUUUUUACAAUGACAUUUAACAAAUGGAGUUCUCCUUUCGCAGAAUUUUUGACCGAAGACAAGAACACCUUGAAGUUUGCAUUGGAUGAAUCGAGGUUAAUCAAAGACUCAUUUGAAUUGUCUCUCAUGAGACGUGCUGCAUCAAUCACAGAUAAAUGUCAUCUUGCUGUGAUGUCGGCUACCCCUAUUGAAACGAACGAGACUCAUAUACACGCCGAGUUUAUGUAUCAUGCUCUUAGACAGGGUUCCAAGUAUCAACUGUAUGACCCAAUUUGCUGUGCAGGCCCGAACUGCUCGACAUUACACUAUGUUAAAAAUGAUGAUGAAAUCAACAGCGAGAAAAGGUCGAUCCUUAUUGACGCAGGGGCUGAAUGGAGCUGUUAUGCAUCAGAUGUAACAAGAUGUUUCCCAAUCAAUGGAGACUGGACCAAAGAGCACUUGGAAAUUUACAAUGUUGUUUUGAAAAUGCAGCAAGUAACAAUGUCAAUGAUCAAACCUGGAGCUUUGUGGGACGAUAUCCAUUUGGAGGCACACAGAGUGUUGAUUAGAGAGUUCAUUCGUCUUGGUAUUUUCACUAAUGCAGAUGAAAAGACAAUAUUUGAUUCAGAUAUAUCUGCUAGAUUCUUUCCGCAUGGUCUUGGGCACUUGCUAGGAAUGGAUACCCAUGAUGUGGGCGGGAAUCCUCGUUACGACGACUCGAACCAAAAAUUGAAGUAUUUGAGAUUGAGGAGAGAAUUGCAGAAAAACAUGGUAUUGACUGAUGAGCCUGGCGUUUACUUCUCGCCAUUUCUCCUCGAUGACAUCUUGAGCGAUCCUACCAAACUGAAAUUUAUUGACACAAAAAUUCUCGACAAGUAUUGGUACGUGGGAGGCGUUCGGAUUGAGGAUGAUUUAAUUAUUACUGAGGACGGAUUUGAAAAUAUGACUAAAAUCACUUCUGACCCUACAGAAAUUUCUGAAAUUAUCAAAAGCAGCUCUGAAAAAGGAGCCCAAAGAUUUCACAAUUUAGUAUAG
Messenger RNA from Metschnikowia bicuspidata var. bicuspidata NRRL YB-4993, 1422 nucleotides. RefSeq names its product putative Xaa-Pro dipeptidase. NCBI's taxonomy places the organism in Eukaryota, Fungi, Ascomycota, Pichiomycetes, Serinales, Metschnikowiaceae. The coding region runs from base 1 to 1422 and encodes 473 amino acids. The transcript has a single exon. Gene Ontology annotation, molecular function: metalloaminopeptidase activity; manganese ion binding. The record is from RefSeq and is a predicted model, not a curated record.